Molecule: messenger RNA, 283 nt
Organism: Cololabis saira (Pacific saury)
Lineage: Eukaryota; Metazoa; Chordata; Actinopteri; Beloniformes; Belonidae
Gene: pet117
Product: protein PET117 homolog, mitochondrial
Exons: 2
Coding region: 38-283 (81 amino acids)
Biological process (GO): mitochondrial respiratory chain complex IV assembly
Cellular component (GO): mitochondrion
Source: RefSeq, a predicted model, not a curated record
GAAGAAGGCAGCGGAACUGGCUAGCCGCGCUAACGUUAUGUCGGCAACCUCCAGGGCGGUUCUGGGAGUUUCGGUGGUUCUGACUCUGAGCACCGUGGUCGGCGUGCACGCCAAGCAGGCCUGGGACCGAGAGCGCCUCCACCAGGGUGUAGUCCGGGAUCUGGAGCGUCUGGAGCGGAAGAAGGAGAACCUGAGGCUACUGGAGGAGCAGCAAGUUUUGACCCGACACCUGGAGGAGGAGAGGCGGCGCCGUGAGAGCGAAUCCCGCCCACAGGGCACCUGA